AUGAGUUUCACCCUGGAGAUGGGUCUCUGUGGCCGAAAGCGUUCGCUGCGCAGUCACCAAGUAUCAAAUUCAGACAGUCACGAGGUAACUCUCCUCAAUGUUUCCAGAGAAAUGACCGGAUACUAUAAAUGUGAAAUUACUGAGGAUUAUCCUUCAUAUCACACGGUGAUACUCGGCGGUCGAAUGCAAGUGGUGGUUGUUCCAGAGGAGAAGCCCCUACUGAUACUUGGACGCCCCCGACCAUCGCCUGGCGAUAAAAUGAUAGCUAAUUGUACAUCUGGAGCAGCAUACCCAGCCCCAAACAUCACAUGGACCAUCAAUGGUAGUCCAGUAGGUAUCAACCCAGCAGAAAAAAAAGUUGUAUAA
Molecule: messenger RNA, 366 nt
Organism: Fopius arisanus
Lineage: Eukaryota; Metazoa; Arthropoda; Insecta; Hymenoptera; Braconidae
Exons: 3
Coding region: 1-366 (121 amino acids)
Source: RefSeq, a predicted model, not a curated record